GGUGGGAUCCCAAGCCGCUCACACCAUUCUUCUCUCCUCCAUCUUCUCUCACAACAACCCUGUAAGGUUUCUUGCCGACCCAGAGGACGCACACCUUCCUUCAGAACUCAUGAGUGUCUCUGACAGAGCACCAUAAUGACGGAGGAAGCCUGCCGGACACGGAGCCAGAAGCGAGCGCUGGAACGCGAGAUCAACCAGAACGACGUUGACAGUAAAAAGAUGAAGCUGGACAAAGGCCUUUUGGGGGCCCCGGAGGCCAAUGCGGAAGGCGGGGACCUUAAGAUAAAGACUGACCCCACCUCUGGGAGAGUCCCGGGAUUAUUAAAAGGCGGGGAAAUGAAAGCCACCAUCAAAGUGGAGGUGCAGACGGGGGACGAGCCGGUGGACAUGAGCACUUCGAAAAGUGACGUCAAGCGAGAGCGGAGAGUCCCGUCGCCGGAUGUAAUAGUCCUCUCGGACAACGAGCCGUCGAGUCCCAGAAUGAAUGGGCUGACGAAAAUAGCGAUCAAGGAGACCAGUGCGGAGGCGUUGAUGAAAAGCAGCCCAGAAGAGCGCGAGCGAAUGAUCAAGCAGCUGAAGGAGGAGCUGCGGUUAGAAGAGGCGAAACUGGUGCUGUUGAAAAAGCUCCGGCAGAGUCAAAUACAGAAGGAAGUGACCGCUCAGAAGCCUGCUGGCUCCUCAGGAAAUAGUGUGGCAACCCCUCCACCAUUGGUGCGGGGAACACAGACCAUCACUUCUAGCAAAUCAUCCCUCCUUCAGAAUUCUUCUUCCCGUAUCCCUGGGACUGUUAUCCCUCCCCCGUUGAUCCGUGGUGGGCAGCAAGCCUCCUCAAAGCUGGGUUCUCAGCAAAACACACAAAUAGUCAUGCCCCCUCUCGUCCGAGGGGCACAGCAAAUCCACAACAUUCGCCAACACUCCACCUCAGGGCCCCCUCCGCUGCUGCUGGCUCCCCGGGCCUCCGUCCCCAGCGUGCAGAUCCAGGGCCAGCGGAUCAUACAGCAAGGCCUGAUCCGCGUUGCAAACGUACCCAAUGCGAGCCUGUUGGUCAACAUCCCACAGGCCUCUCCGACUUCCCUCAAAGGCACGGCCGUGACGUCGGCCCAGGCGAACGCCGCGGCCACCACGACCAGCGUGGCUUCCAUCGUCAACGCCAACGACUCCCCCGCCAGCCGGCAAGCGGCCGCCAAGCUGGCCCUUCGGAAGCAGCUGGAGAAGACCCUCCUGGAGAUCCCACCUCCCAAACCGCCAGCCCCCGAAAUGAACUUCCUGCCCAGCGCGGCCAACAACGAGUUCAUCUACCUGGUCGGGCUGGAGGAGGUGGUGCAGAACCUCCUCGAGAGUCAAGGCAAAGUGUCGGUUGCUCCCUCCUCCCAGGAGCCCUACACCUGCGUCCAGUGCAAGACGGACUUCACCUGCCGCUGGCGGGAAGAGAAGCGGGGGCUGAUCAUGUGCGAGACCUGCAUGUCCUCCAACCAGAAGAAGGCCCUGAAGGCCGAGCACACCAACCGCCUGAAGGCCGCCUUCGUCAAGGCCCUGCAGCAGGAGCAGGAGAUCGAGCAGCGGAUAUUGCAGCAGGCCGCCUCCCCCGGGCAGACCAAGCCGGAUCAGCUCGCCCAGCAGCACCAUGCCCUCAAGCAGACCUCCAGCCAGCUGCCCCGAAGCACCAGCACCCCCCGUGGAGUCUUGCAUGCAUUUAGCCCGUCGCCCAAGUUGCAGAACGCAUCCGGCGUGGCCGUACUUGGUGGCAGGCAAGGUAAGCAUGCUCCGAGGCCCAUCGGGAAAGGCGGUGCUUGCACUUGGAAGAAGACUCUCGCCAACGCAGGUGGGGCCCUCAGUUUUGUGAACCCCAGCCUCGCCGUGCACAAAGCGGCUUCUUCGGCCGUGGACCGCCAGCGCGAGUACCUUCUGGAUAUGAUCCCGCCGCGAUCCAUCCCGCAGUCCGCCACCUGGAAAUAACUCAGGAGCCUCCGCCCUUCUCGUGGGAGACUUCGAUUUUUUUUCCCUGAGGGAGGGGUUAAUUCCUCACCCCUUCUCCCAUUUGAGUCUGCCACCUUUCUCUGCCCCCCCCCCCAAAUUUCACCAUGCAGUGGAAAACCUGCUUUUUGAGCCUAGCUGGAUUUGCCCCGUUUGGGGGGGGGGCCGCCGCAGGGAGGCUUAAUUUUUCUUUGGUCAGCCCGGCUGAAGGCGGCCUCACAUUCCACAGGGUGGAAGGAAUGCUUUUUUUUUUUUUUUGGUGUGUGUGUGGGGGGGGCAACAGCGAUGAGAUGAGGCUACCAAAUUCUCGCGGCAAAGGCGGGCUCGGAGAGGGGAGAGCAAUGGCGGCGAUUCUCCUUUUAUUUUUCUUUUAUGUAUUUUUUUUAU
Messenger RNA from Gekko japonicus, 2361 nucleotides. RefSeq names its product GATA zinc finger domain containing 2A (gene GATAD2A). Gene Ontology annotation, molecular function: sequence-specific DNA binding. Gene Ontology annotation, cellular component: NuRD complex. Gene Ontology annotation, biological process: negative regulation of transcription by RNA polymerase II. The record is from RefSeq and is a predicted model, not a curated record. Lineage: Eukaryota; Metazoa; Chordata; Lepidosauria; Squamata; Gekkonidae. The transcript has 12 exons. Bases 136 to 1956 code for a protein of 606 amino acids.